AUCCUCAAUGCGAUCACGCAUGACUGGUUGCAAAUGCCCGAACAGUGCAAAAAUCCCACAGAACAACUCGACCUGAUCUCAAAAAUGCUCGGUAAAACGGAAGCAUCCAAAGCUCCUCUUUAUCUACUCUUGCACAAUAUUGACGGUCCCGGACUGCGUAACACCAAAGCGCAAGCUGUACUGGCACAACUUGCGGCUCUGGACAAUGUGCAUCUAAUCGCUUCCGUCGACCAUAUUAACAUGCCCAUACUCUGGUCGCACAAUGAACUUGCUCGAUUUUCAUGGAUCUGGGAGGACUGUACAACAUUGGCUGACUACAAACAAGAAGCCAGCUACGCGAACAGUUUCUUCCUACAAAACCUGCUUGGUGGUUUGGCUGGUGGUCUUGGUUUUGGUACCGGUGCCUCAGGUGGCAAGUUAGCAAGCUUGCGCCAGGUAGCCGCCUCACUGACGCAAAAUGCUCGAGACAUCUUUCGUAUGAUUGCCGAGCAUCAGCUAAAUGCUCCGUUGCAUGAGACACGGGGUAAUCAUGUGGUCCAACUAUUGUUCACAGGCAUGCCUUUGGAGGAUUUGUACUGGCGUUGUCGGGACGCAUUUCUCACCAAUAGCGAGGCCACCCUGCGCAUCCAACUUACUGAAUUCCGUGAUCAUAAACUGAUCAACAUAAGAAAAGGCCCAGACGGUACCGAACUGUUAGUGAUUCCUAUGGACAAGGAAGGCUUGACUAAGUUUCUUGAAAAUUUUGAAUCCUUUUGCUGA
Messenger RNA from Echinostoma caproni, 759 nucleotides. NCBI's taxonomy places the organism in Eukaryota, Metazoa, Platyhelminthes, Trematoda, Plagiorchiida, Echinostomatidae. The record is from the annotation of a GenBank genome assembly.